This is a messenger RNA of Triticum urartu, 555 nucleotides long. RefSeq names its product basic blue protein-like. Gene Ontology annotation, molecular function: electron transfer activity. The record is from RefSeq and is a predicted model, not a curated record. Lineage: Eukaryota; Viridiplantae; Streptophyta; Magnoliopsida; Poales; Poaceae. Gene Ontology annotation, cellular component: plasma membrane.
AAUCGACUACUGUUUCAUUUUGUUGUUCUUGUGAUCUACGGUAACGAGAACAAGUCGAGGGAAACACCAUUGAUGGCACGAGGAACCAUGGUACCCACCCUUCUGGUGCUGCUUCUGGCUAUUUUUUGCGCGACCACCGUCGUCCACAGCAAGGAAUGGAUCGUCGGUCGCCAGGACGGAUGGUUCUUCAGCAUCUCCAAUUGGGGGGAUGACAAGCCAAUCAAGGUUGGCGAUGUGCUUGUGUUCAAGUACAAGGCAAUUGCACACAACGUGGUGCAGGUCUCAGAAGAAGACUACAACGCAUGCACGGUCUCUCGCCCAUCGCCGACCUACCGCUCCGGCAAUGACCACAUUAAGGUCACCAGCAGUGGCAGAUUCUUCUUCAUAUGUUAUGUGAAAACUCCUUUACACUGUGAGAAUGGCAUGAAGAUAGCCAUCACUGUCCAAUAGAUAUACAUGAUCCCUCUUAUGAUACGUACAUAUGCGUGUCUUUGUACUAAGUCUUUAAGGUGCGAUCUCAUGACAGGAUGAUGGCAGAAGAAAUAAAUUGAUGCU